This is a messenger RNA of Pseudoliparis swirei, 3257 nucleotides long. Its product is annotated as actin-binding LIM protein 3-like. Gene Ontology annotation, cellular component: actin cytoskeleton; stress fiber. The transcript is spliced from 23 exons. Bases 85 to 2178 code for a protein of 697 amino acids. NCBI's taxonomy places the organism in Eukaryota, Metazoa, Chordata, Actinopteri, Perciformes, Liparidae. Gene Ontology annotation, molecular function: actin filament binding. Gene Ontology annotation, biological process: cytoskeleton organization; lamellipodium assembly; cilium assembly. The record is from RefSeq and is a predicted model, not a curated record.
GUUGACCGGAGGACUUGGUCAUAUCUUUAGCUUUUUUCCUGCAGCUGGAGGCUUAAUUGAUCGGGCAGAUACAUACUUCACAUCAUGAGUGGACCGACAAAUGUUCAGUACCAGUCGGGCCUUUACGGAGGAAACAACAACAACAGCAGCUCGCCUCUCUCCAGCCGCGGAAAUUCACCCAUUGUGUGUGAUCGUUGUGGGGAGGUGUGUCGUGGGGAGGUGGUGCGCGUCAAAAACACACACUUCCAUGUUCUCUGCUUCACCUGCCAAGUCUGUGGCUGUGAUCUGGUGCACUCGGGCUUCUUCCACCACUCUGGCGAGUACAUCUGUACAGAGGACUACCAGCGGCUCUACGGGACCCAGUGUGACAGCUGUGACCAGUACAUCACCGCCGGGGAGGUGGUCUCUGCACUGGGGAGGACGUACCACCCACGCUGCUUCGUCUGCAGCAUCUGCAGGAGUCCGUUCCCAAUUGGAGACAGGGUGACCUUCUGCGGGAAGAAGUGUGUGUGUCAGCAGUGCUCACACACUCUGAAAAGUGACAAGCCCAUCAAGGUCCAUGGACCAAGCUACUGCUCGGGCUGCGGCGAGGAGAUCAAACAGGGCCAGUCUCUGCUGGCUCUGGAGCGCCAGUGGCACGUCAGUUGCUUUAAAUGCCGAACGUGCGGCUGUGCGCUCACUGGAGAGUACAUCAGCAAGGACGGGACUCCUUACUGUGAGACUGACUACCACUCUCAGUUUGGGAUCCGGUGUGACGGCUGUCGCGGCUACAUCAGCGGCAGAGUACUUGAGGCUGGAGGCAAGCGAUACCACCCCAGCUGUGCCAGGUGUGCCCGCUGUCACAUGAUGUUCAUGGAAGGAGAGGAAAUGUACCUCACAGGUUCAGAGGUUUGGCACCCCAUGUGUAAAGAAGCGGCUCGGCUGGCGAGAAAACUGAGGCUGAGACGCACUUCUGAGACGGCGUCCGUUUCCCCCCCGGGCUCCUCUCCUCUCCUCGGCUCCCCUCACCGGCUCAUCUGUUCUAAAGCUGAUGUUUUGGACUAUAAGCAGCUUGCAGCUCUGCCUAGGGUCAAAGCCAUAUAUGACAUCCAGAGGCCUGACAUCAUCCCUUAUCAGACCGACCAUGCACACACACACCUCUCAGAUGACACUCUGGAGCGAUACAGCUGCGGACAGUCAUUGGGCUCCAUAUCACCAUGCUCUCAUGAUCUCUUGGACGGUUUGGAGGGGAGAACGCGGCGUUCCUCCAGCUCUGCUUUCACUGAGUCCCCUGCACACAGUCGCCACGGAGGCUCCCCAAUGCAUUGUUAUCUCCCCGGCAAUGAGAGUGGCAGGAGUUCACCCUAUUACAGUCAGCCUGAGCCCAGGGGUACCACACCCACCACCACCACCUUCCAAGCCCCCAAGCAUUUCCAUGUACCAGCUUCUGAGGAAACCAACAUCUACAGGAAACCCCCCAUCUAUAAAAGAAAAGACAUGUCCGCCUCGACAACAGCCAAUAAGAGUAAGACCAAUGAGAACCUCCUCCAUUCCAGUGGCCUUUCCACCUCCAACUGUAACAGCAUGUACCACCCCGACUCCAACUAUUACCCGUAUACUGGCUCUCCUAAAGUCUCCAGAGUGAGGAGGUUUUCGUCCGGAGGAGAGGAAGAUGGAUGGAAUCACAACAUAAACAAGGGAAUUGGCAGGAUGAUCCUGAAGGAGGAGAUGAAAGCGCGGUCAGCUUGUCACGACAAUGACCAGUGGGGGAGCAGAUGCAGUUCCCGCUGUAGCAGCAGGGAGGCGCUGAACAAUCUGGGAUACGGCUCAAUCAACGGCUCUCCCAGGUCCGUCUGCAGUGCAGACAGCGACUCAUACAUUGCCAAGUCGUCCUCAUUGCCAGGCUACCGCAGGAAUGGACUAAACAGGCCUGGGAGCGCUGGUGCAGAUUAUUACCAGUAUGACAGCAGUAAUGCAGUGAACUGGCAGAUCAGAGAAUACAAGAUCUACCCAUAUGAAGCCAUAAUAGUGUCAGUCAGAGGGCAGCAGCGUCUACCGAGUGAUGUGGACCGAGCCAGACUGGAGCGCCACCUCUCGCCAGAGGAGUUCCACAGAGUCUUUGGCAUGUCCAUGUCCGCCUUUGAUCAUCUUGCUCAGUGGAAAAAGAACGAAAUGAAGAAACAGGUCCGACUCUUUUGAGAAAAGGAAGCCACCAGAACCUCUAACCCAAUGCAGGUCCAUUAGGGUGCUCUGAAAAAAAAGCUACAGGGGAAGAGGAACUGAAUGAAAUAAGUCUCUCCUCCUCUGAGGUGGCAGAAGCGGAACUGUCGGCCUUUUGAAACCAACUGGCCAUAAUGGCAACACAACUGCAAUGAGAUGGAAAAGAACUGGAAGCAGAGCAUGAAGACUUUGAGAGGCAGCGGAGGAGCCACUCUGGAGACAUGAACAGACUGGAAGACAGAAAGUGGGAGGAGUCGUUCUGCUUCUCACUCUCUUCCCAGCAGAUGGCAGUGUGCUAAGAGGAGCACCGGGAUGGAUCUGAUACAUGAUCAGGGGGACCGUAAGCUGAAUACUUCUUCCCAUACUGAGGGUCUGCCACGCCACACCGGAGACCGUUUAGGAAGAGAAUAGGCUGGAAGACAUCCUGACAUGUUAAUGUGCAAAUAAUGAAACCCAAAGGUUGUCUUCUUUUUUUAUACUGGCAUGUGUUUAUUUAGAUGUCAGUAUUUCUAAAGCCAUAUGAGUGUUUAAAGUUCUUGUUCAUGACCUCAGCAGACUGUACAGUUCACUAACUGUAGGGUUUAUUGUUAAAAUAAUGUCAUAGUAAUCAGGUUUUAGCACUAUACACGUUAAAAUAAGACAUCUUUGUUUAGCUUUUUUUAUUCACAGCAAUGAACGGUUUUGUUAAUUAACAACUUGCAGCUGCCCAGGAUUUUCCACUGAUGAAUAUUCAGACCAUCUGAAUGCAGAGAACACACAAUGCUCGAAGGAAGGAAAGGAAGAGGUGAAGGAAAAAAGGACUGAGCACCACGUAACAACGGAAGGAAUGUGAGGAGGUAAACGAAGAAAGAUAAAAAUGGUUGUCACAAAAGUCAAAUGUAAAAAGAUUUUGGUAAAAGUGUGUGUGUGUGUGUCUAUAGGUCCUCAACAAUUCAGUAUAGCACACAAAUAAAUGUGUUUGAUACUAACUUAUUUUUUAUUUAUUUAUUGGAGUAACAUCUAUAAUUUGCAAACCUGUAUCUGUAACUACAACUUCUGAAUAAAGGACUCAAGCAUCA